This is a messenger RNA of Cannabis sativa, 1880 nucleotides long. Its product is annotated as G-box-binding factor 1. Gene Ontology annotation, biological process: regulation of DNA-templated transcription. Lineage: Eukaryota; Viridiplantae; Streptophyta; Magnoliopsida; Rosales; Cannabaceae. Gene Ontology annotation, molecular function: DNA-binding transcription factor activity; sequence-specific DNA binding. The record is from RefSeq and is a predicted model, not a curated record. The coding region runs from base 602 to 1687 and encodes 361 amino acids. Gene Ontology annotation, cellular component: nucleus. The transcript has 12 exons.
UCAUCACACGCAAACCCUAACGCCCCCAAACACACACACAAAACCCUUCUCUCUCUCUUUCUCUCUCUUUCCUCUCUACAAUACAAGAAGCCAUCUCAUUGGACACCGCCACACCAGAUCACACUCUCCCUCCCUUCCUCCCACGCUAGUUGAGCGCGUACCUACACGCUCCAACACAGAAGAGAACAACAAGAACAAGAAGAAGAAGAUGACCAGCCAUGACUAUCUAUGAAUGAGUGAAACAACAGAAGUGGUUCGGUUGUGAGACUUGUGUGUUUUUUGAGUGAGUAGUACUUUCACUGUAACUCCUCUUUUUAUUUCGACGGCUCAGAUUGGAUUUACUUUCUGAUCCUUAAUCUUCGCCCUUCAUUUCAUUUUCAGUUUCUUAAUUAAAUACUAUCGUUUCUUCCUUCCUUCUUUCGUCCCACCUGGACUUUUUUCAUCUGACUCAGACUCGGAAUUACUGUAUUGCCCUUUCCUUCCCCAUGAAACCAACAAAUUUGUUAGGAUCAGGUACAUCAUAAGCAUCAUCAUUAUUAAUCAAUUGGAAAGGUUACCCAGUUAGAGAUUCUUCAACUAAGCAAGAGUUUUGUUAAGCAUUAUGGGAACUGGGGAAGAGAACGCAGCUUCUAAGGCUUCAAAACCAGCAUCUUCAACUCAGGAAAUUCCAACUGCACCUUCAUAUCCUGAUUGGUCGAAUUCCAUGGCUUAUUAUACUGCUGGUGCUACUCCACCGCCCUUUUUCGCCUCAACAGUUGCUUCUCCUACUCCUCAUCCUUAUAUGUGGGGAAGUCAGCAUCCUCUAAUGCCACCAUAUGGAACCCCAGUUCCUUACCCGGCUAUGUAUCCACCUGGGGGAGUUUAUGCCCAUCCUAACAUGGCCACUACUCCUGUGUCAAUGCAGGUGAAUCCCGACUUGGAUGGGAAGAGCGCAGAUGGCAAAGAACGAGCUUCAGCCAAGAAGUCUAAAAUUAACUCUGGCAGUACAGGAGCGGCUGGUGCUAAGGUUGGGGAGAGCGGAAAAGCAACUUCAGGUUCAGGAAACGAUGGUGCUUCACAAAGCGCUGAAAGUGGAUCAGAGGGUUCAUCAGAUGCUAGUGAUGAGAAUAAUCAACAGGAGUUGUCUGGUAGCAAGAAAGGAAGCUUCGACCAAAUGCUUGCAGAUGGAGCCAAUGCUCAGAAUAACUCUGCUGGUUCCAUUUUGCAAGCUUCAGUGUCUGGAAAACCUGUCGGCUCGAUGCCAGCAACCAACCUGAACAUUGGGAUGGACUUAUGGAAUGCAUCUUCUGGUGGCGGUGGAGCCACAAAGCUGAGACCAAAUCCAUCAGGUGCCUCGUCAUCUGCUGCUUCUGCAUCGAUGAUUGGACGUGAAGGUGUGAUGCCCGACCAAUGGGUUCAGGAUGAACGUGAACUAAAAAGACAGAAGAGGAAGCAAUCCAAUAGGGAGUCAGCUAGGAGGUCAAGAUUACGAAAGCAGGCUGAAUGUGAAGAGCUACAAGCAAGGGUGGAGACCUUGAGCAACGAAAAUCGUUCACUCAGAGAUGAGCUGCAGAAACUUUCAGAGGAAUGCCAAAAACUUACAUCCGAGAAUGGUUCUAUUAAGGAAGAAUUAACACGGUUGUGCGGCCCAGAAGUUAUAGCAAAUCUCGACCAUCAUCAAACUCGUAGUGGUGAAAGCAACAGUUAAAAGGAAACGAAGUCCUGGCUUUAAUUGUCAUCAUGAUUAGAGUAGAAAUUUAAUUAAAACUACGGAAAACAGUGAUAAUCCUGGCUUCAAUUGAGCAUAGAACACUUAUUUUUCGCUACUAAUUUACAACCUUUUAACAACUCCCAUCUUUGUAACUGUAACUUUAAAUUAAAUUCAAAACUGAGUUUGAACA